AUGGAACUAGGACUUGGAGACUCUACUGCAUUGUCCCUCUGCCUCCGGCCUAGGUGGCAGUCUCCUCUUUUCUCUCUGCAGCCAGCUUUGUGGCCAACCCUAGCUGUUCUUGUCCUACUGAGCAGCGUCACAGAGGCCUCCCUGGACCCCAUGUCCCUCAGCCCCUCCGCUAGCGAUGGUCCCUCGCCGGUCAUGGCGCCCCCCACCGGCCACCUGCCUGGGGGACGCACUGCUCACUUGUGCAGCGAAAGAGCCCUGCCACCACCGCCACAGUCUCCCCAGCCGGCACCCCCGCCGCCAGGUCCCGCGCUCCAAUCUCCUCCCGCUGCGCUCCGCGGGGUACGCGCCGCGCGUGCAGAGACCCGGAGCAGCCGCGCGCGGGCCACGGAUGCGCGCGGCUGCCGCCUGCGCUCGCAGCUGGUGCCGGUGAGCGCGCUCGGCCUGGGCCACAGCUCCGACGAGCUGGUACGUUUCCGCUUCUGCAGCGGGUCGUGCCGCCGAGCGCGCUCCCCGCACGACCUCAGCCUGGCCAGCUUACUGGGCGCCGGGGCCCUGCGAUCGCCCCCUGGGUCCCGGCCAAUCAGCCAGCCUUGUUGCCGGCCCACUCGCUAUGAGGCUGUCUCCUUCAUGGACGUGAACAGCACCUGGAGGACCGUGGACCACCUCUCCGCCACUGCUUGCGGCUGUCUGGGCUGA
Arvicola amphibius (Eurasian water vole) is the source of this 696-nucleotide messenger RNA. RefSeq names its product artemin (gene Artn). The transcript is spliced from 3 exons. Gene Ontology annotation, molecular function: growth factor activity; receptor tyrosine kinase binding; glial cell-derived neurotrophic factor receptor binding. The record is from RefSeq and is a predicted model, not a curated record. Bases 1 to 696 code for a protein of 231 amino acids. Lineage: Eukaryota; Metazoa; Chordata; Mammalia; Rodentia; Cricetidae.